AUGGCUACCCAAACAGUCAUCGAGAUCCCCAAAACAACAUCUGGUCCUGCCGAUCCCCGCGCGCCCAGCAUCCUCACAACCCUACCGCCUGAGAUUCGCAACCGCAUCUACGAGUACUUAUUCAAAAGAGACGGACCUAUCGUUCUAGACGAGGGUCAGGCGCACGUGGAACUUUGGGCCAGGGGUCAUGGCAUUCACUAUACGCACGGUGGCGUCGAGCAGCAAGUACGGGAUGAAGAUUUGUGUGAUGUCUUCACAGGUUGCACCGACCUUCUACUAUCAUGCCGGCAAGUCUACCAUGAAGCCGUCGGUGUCCUCUACGGCGAGAACACUUUCUUCUUCUCUCAGUUCCUCGAACGUCAGAUGCACUUUACCUGCACAUGGCUGUCAAGAAUCGGAACACACUAUCAGCUCCUAUCUCGCGUAACCAUGGACGCAGAUGCAUCAUAUCGACGAUACAAUCUGUUACCGCUGUUGAAGUUCAUUUGGAACAAUCCUCAGGCCAAAUGUGAAUUUGCCUUCGUUGUUUCCAGAAAUUCGGGGUUCAAAGAACAAAACAACGGCGCUGACCCGCACGAUUCGAUCACUGCCGCGGAUAUUAUGAACACGAUUCUCUUCGAAUUAGGCACCGCAGACGUUCUCAACCUCAGGCAGUAUGCCAGAUACUCUGGCCUGAUCUCAUCAGUAAUAGUCCGGUACCAUGACCACGCUCAAUGUGGAUAUGUCGAAUACAACGAUUCUUGUAUUCCACGUUCCUUCCCGCAUCCGAACAGAGGCUUCGAUAUAUUACACCAUGGUUCCAAGGUUCAGUGGAAAGAACCUGAACAGCUGAGCCUUCUGUCCAUGCCUGAUAAAUGUCUGUUGGCCAUCAAUACGUACGCAGGCACAUCCGAUACAAACGUUGUAUUCGACCUGGACACCAACGAAGCCUUGGGCUACCGCAUAGGUCUCAGCGGAGUCAAUAACUCGCUGCGGGCCGACAUUGACCAGAUGCAUACGCGAGUGUAUGACGAGCUUGUUAUCCAGAUGUCUACUCAGGAAGCUACGACCAACUUCAAUGACUUCGAGGCACUACAAAAGUUGUUACACGUUAACAAUUUUGAGGCCCUGGUCAAUCCACUUGUGCGCAGAGAGGAGCAUUGUUCCAUCAACAUGAUUCUGAUGUUCAAGCUCUCUACACCAGAGCCCAUCGCGGACCUUCGUAUAAACAUCAACAAGCUUCUGCAUACGUUCAAACGCGACCAUGGAGGUCUUAUCAUUACUGUUCAGAAAUCCGAUAGCAGUGUGAAUGGCACACAGUCCAUUAUGUGGCAUCAUGUCCAGAAAGCAGUAUUCCUCUUAGUAUCAGAUAUAUUGGUGCAGUGUCCUUCGAAAGCUAAUCGACCCCUUCCACAAAUCUGGAUCAAUGGUCACGGUACUGUUCUGCGCGCUACAUAUCCCGCCACGGCCUCCUCCGAGGAGACAAUCAUUCCCUGUUCGUAUGGCAUCGACGAUCCGGCUGACAUCCUCGACCAAUACCGUCGCAAGACUGAGUAUCUUGAUCAAAGUGGAAUAUGGGGGAAUCUUGCAUCCUCUUACGAUAUUUAUUCUUAUAUGAAUAACGAUAGCCUGGCAAGUAUGUGGUACUGCUUACGGUACUUUCUUGGGAGGGGUUAG
Messenger RNA from Alternaria conjuncta, 1656 nucleotides. RefSeq lists its product as uncharacterized. The transcript has a single exon. The record is from RefSeq and is a predicted model, not a curated record. NCBI's taxonomy places the organism in Eukaryota, Fungi, Ascomycota, Dothideomycetes, Pleosporales, Pleosporaceae. The coding region runs from base 1 to 1656 and encodes 551 amino acids.